Malaya genurostris is the source of this 1620-nucleotide messenger RNA. RefSeq names its product protein Aatf-like. The record is from RefSeq and is a predicted model, not a curated record. The coding region runs from base 103 to 1587 and encodes 494 amino acids. Gene Ontology annotation, biological process: regulation of transcription by RNA polymerase II. Lineage: Eukaryota; Metazoa; Arthropoda; Insecta; Diptera; Culicidae. Gene Ontology annotation, cellular component: nucleolus; nucleus. The transcript has 2 exons.
UCGGUACAUGAUCAAAACAACACGUUUUGUGGAUCUGAAAGCACGUUGUUUAUUAACUAAUAUUAUUAUUUAUCAUUGAAAAUGAUCGUGAAUUGAAUUUAAAUGCAGCACACGAGAAUCAAUAAACGUUCGGCGGUGAAAACCUUGUCGGAUAAAAUCCACGAGCAGUUGGCCGCCACAACAACCGGGCACGACGAUGAUUCGGACAACGAAGAAACGCAGCCUCGAUUUAGUGAAUUCGACGAAAAUGACGACUUUCUGGAAAAGGCAGCCAGCGGUGGACUGAGUGAUUUUCGGAAGCAAAACGUUAAAUCUUUGGAUGCUGUCGAUCGGAAGUAUCAAGGGCAGGUGUCUUCCCGCCAGGAUGUGUUUAGCAGUGACACCGAUGACGAAGAAAGUGCUGACAGUGAAAAUGGCCAGCAGCAGCCGGGUGCGUUUGUGAAGUUGAGACCUUCCCAGGUAGAUUCGGAGGACGAUAAAUACAAUUCAGAAGAAGACGAUGGGUCCGAUUAUUUGGACGUGGCAAGUGAUCAAGGCGAGAGUAAUGAAGAUGAAGAGGAAGACGAUGACGAUGAUGAGGAGGAAGAUGAAGAGGAUUUCACUCUGGGAGAGUUUCUAGGUCAAGGUGAUAGAGAAGAUCAAACACUAAUUCAGGAGGAAAAUCGACAGGAAAAAGUUCAAAAGGGCAUCUGUGUUCAAAAUCAACUUAAAAUGUGGGAACGCCUGUUGGAAAUUCGUAUCAAAAUGCAAUCAAGUUUAAUAACUGCCAAUUCGCUUCCCCAUGAAGAUAAGUACAACAGAUUUCGAGAGAAUCCCCAGUUCCUAGAAGCUUCCAACCGGGUAGUUCGAACUGUCGAAUCCACUUUAAAUGCCCUACUUGAACUUCAAGAAUUUCAAACGCAACGAUUCUCGGAGACAAAAGACCUACUAAAAUCGGGAACAAAACGAAAAUUGAAAGACCGUGGAAAUGAUGAGGAAUCUAAAAGUCAGCGGUUAAACCACUAUGAGUCGUCAAUAAACGCCAACUAUGCAAACUACAAACCGUAUAGAAACGACGUAAUUCAGAAGUGGCACGAUCGAACUAAAGCCUCUAGUAACACUAAAAAUGCUCAUCAGUCCUUUGACAUAAUCCAAAAAAUCGAAAACAGUAUGCUGGCGAAAGGUGACCUGAUACGGAAAUCCCAGCUUUACAGGGGUGGUUACGAACUAUUUGAAAAGCCUGAUGUACAGUCCAGUGGAUCUCCGGGAACUGCUGUUGAUGCCGAAGACACACCGGAACCGAUUUAUGAUGAAGAAAUUUUCGACGAUUCUGAUUUCUAUCAUGCUCUGCUGCGUGAACUGAUUGAAUAUAAAUCCAAUACCGUGGAAAACCCACAGGAAAUUAAUGCCAAGCUGGCAGAAUUGCAAAAACUCAGAAGCAAAAUGAAGAAACAGGUCGAUACGAGAGCUUCCAAGGGAAGAAAAAUUAGAUACGUAGUUCAUAAGAAAAUGGUUAAUUUCACUGCCCCGGAAGACAACCACGAAUGGACCGAUGAAGCAAAGGACGAAUUGUUCAGCUCGUUGUUUGGUGCUACUUUGGCAGAAUGAUCGAGCCUUGUGUUAAAAUAUAUAAUAAAACUA